GUUAAUCAUUACAGAAGUUUGUUUCUAUCAUCAAAUAUCGUAGAGUUAUAGAUUUCUUACACAUCUUUUUUAACGAUGAAUUUAAUUAGUUUUUGUAUGGUUACAAUUUUUCUUAUCUUAUUUGAUGUGGUCUCCGUUCGAUCCACCGAAGAAUCAUCAAAAACUUGCGAUUUACCGAAGGAAACAGAAAUUGUGAUUGUUGGAGCAGGUGCAGCUGGUAUUGCCGCUGCUUCGAGAUUGUUACAAAAAGGAGUAAACGAUUUUGUAACACUGGAGGCCAAUGACAGGAUCGGUGGUAGAAUAUGUACCAAAGACUUUGGUAAAAAUGUGGUAGAUCUUGGUGCUGAGUGGGUCCAUGGAGAAUCUGGAAAUAUAGUGUUCGAGCUUGCCUCUAAACAUGAUCUACUGAAUUCAUUAGUUAUUUUGCGCGAUCCCAGUAAACAUGAAUUUGUCACUAUUAAUGGUGAAAUAAUGCCGAACGAGGAAAGUACCAAAACUAUAACACUUUAUGAGAAUAUUUCGGAUAAAAUAGGACAGGAAGAAUUCAAAAACGAAACAGGAUCUUUAGGAGAUUAUUUUAUAAGAGAAUUUUAUAAAGCUUUUGAUGAGAAGCCUUUCAUGAAUCGUACUAGGGUUCCUGAAUAUUUAUCCUUGAUAGAAAAGAUACAAAACUCUGUAGAUAGCAGUGACACAUGGUUUGACGUUUCUGCGAAACGUUCGGCGGAAUAUUGGGAUUGCGAAGGUGAUCUUAUGUUGAAUUGGAAGGGGCGUGGCUAUAAAACGAUUUUUGAUAUAUUAAUGCAAAAGAUUCCAAAUCCAGAAGAAGCUUUGCCAAUAAUGGAAAAAAUAGAGUUCGGAAAAGUUGUGGCAACUAUCAAUUAUAGUUCAGGCGAGAAUGUGACAGUAAUUACUAGGGAUGGUUGCGAGUAUUCCACAUCGCAUGUUAUAUUCACUGGAUCUCUAGGUGUUCUGAAGGAGAAAUAUUCCUCGAUGUUCGUGCCACCUUUGUCGCAGAAGAAACAACACGCUAUAGAGGGAUUAAAUAUUGGAACAGCGGACAAGGUCUUUCUCGAAUUUUCACACAGAUGGUGGCCGGAGGACAAAAUCAGCAUUGAUUUUAUCUGGCCGGAAAAAAAUAAGAAGGAAUUCUUACAAACUUAUGGUCAAGAUAGUGAAUGGCUCUGUGAUGUAUUCACGUUUAUUACUGUGGCUCAUCAGCCGAAUCUUUUAUGUGCUUGGAUAACUGGAAAAAACGCUAGACACAUGGAAACUUUAUCGGAUGAUUCUGUAUUUGACGGAUUAUAUUUAUUGUUAAAAAAGUCGUUGGAAAGCCAUUACAAUGUCACAAAACCAAUAAGAAUGUUAAGGUCCAAAUGGUAUACCAACGAACACUUUCGAGGCUCUUACAGUUUUCAUAGCAUGCUUUCCGAGCAAAUGAAUGUAACACCGAGAGAUCUAGCAGAGCCAAUUAUGACUGGAAAUAAACCUGUGAUUCUUUUCGCUGGAGAAGCUACACAUGAUCAUUAUUAUUCUACUGUACACGGCGGCGUGGAAACUGGUUUCCGUGAAGCUGAUAGACUAAUCAAUUUUAAAAGGCAGUUAGAUUCCCAUCUUUAACUACAUCUUCUAUGAUUAUCACUCUCGACGUAAUGAAUGGAUUACGGAAAACUACUAGACAUAUGUUUGCAAUUUCCAAUGUUUGAUCGUCAUGCAUACAUGACGAAUAUAUUUAAGGCAUGGGUAACUACACUACCUGUUAUAAACAUUUAUAUGAAA
This is a messenger RNA of Cyphomyrmex costatus, 1776 nucleotides long. RefSeq names its product spermine oxidase. The transcript is spliced from 10 exons. The record is from RefSeq and is a predicted model, not a curated record. Gene Ontology annotation, molecular function: polyamine oxidase activity. NCBI's taxonomy places the organism in Eukaryota, Metazoa, Arthropoda, Insecta, Hymenoptera, Formicidae. The coding region runs from base 76 to 1617 and encodes 513 amino acids.